This is a messenger RNA of Thrips palmi, 1806 nucleotides long. Its product is annotated as CWF19-like protein 1. The transcript has 10 exons. Gene Ontology annotation, cellular component: post-mRNA release spliceosomal complex. Bases 145 to 1722 code for a protein of 525 amino acids. Lineage: Eukaryota; Metazoa; Arthropoda; Insecta; Thysanoptera; Thripidae. Gene Ontology annotation, molecular function: RNA lariat debranching enzyme activator activity. Gene Ontology annotation, biological process: mRNA splicing, via spliceosome. The record is from RefSeq and is a predicted model, not a curated record.
AGCCUGCGCAACUCUAGCAGCCGACGCGUCUGUAGCGUUGUGUCGCGGUACCUGUUUACGAAUCUUUGUCGUUGUAUUUUUAACUUUUCACUCGCAGCUCGUAGAUUUCGGUACUUAAAGGAAACCGAGCCCUCCUGAUCAGUCAUGGGAGACAAGUUGAAACUUUUAGUUGCUGGUGAUGUUCGAGGAAAUUUCAAGGCGUUAAUGAAACGUGUUUCUACUGUGAAUGACAAGAAUGGGCCCUUUGAUUACCUCCUAUGUGUUGGUGAUUUCUUCGGACCUUCUGACAGUGAAUGGAAUGCGAUUAAAAAUGGCAGUAUUCCAGUUCCUGUGACAACCUAUGUUUUAGGACCAAAUUCUGAUGAACACACAUCCAAGUAUUCUGAUAUCAAUGGCUGUGAACUUUGUCCCAAUAUUAGUUAUUUAGGCAAACGUGGUGUAUUCACCACAAGUGACGGACUGAGAAUAGCAUACGUCAGUGGUCAGAAGGAAGGAACAUCUGACACUUCUUUCUCCGAGAACGAUGUCAUGUGCGUGAGAGAUGUUUGUUACAAAGGUCAAUCUAAUUUUAAAGGUGUUGAUAUUCUUGUAACAUCAUGUUGGCCGAAUGGUAUUUCUCAAAAUCACCAGAAAGCUGAGAGCAAUCUGCCAUCAGGAUCUCCACUGUUAUCUUGGCUGGCAGCUCAUAUCAAGCCUAGAUAUAUUUUUUCUGGGAUGCAUGAUGUUUAUUAUGACCGCCCUCCAUACAAGAAUGAAGCAGCUCCAGGAGAUACUUCUCAGCACAAUACUAGAUUUAUGGCACUUGCAUCUGUUGGCAAUCCUUCAAAACAGAAGUGGUUAUAUGCACUGAAUAUUGUUCCGAUGGAACACAUGCGUGCUUCUGAACUUCUUCAGGGAACGACAGAUGAAACAAAGAGUCCCUUCCCUGGUCUAGCAUAUUUCUCAAAUCCUACGGGAAGUCAGGAGAAAGCAAAUCAGUUCUUCUAUGAUAUGAAUGCUCCUAACGAUAGGAGAGGAGGAAAACGUGGGCGAUUUGAUGACGGUGGUCAAGACAGGAAAAAACGAGAAAGACCAGUUUUUGACCAAGCCAAGUGCUGGUUUUGUCUUGCCAGCCCGGAAGUUGAAAAGCAUCUUGUCAUUAGUGUGGGCACUCAUGCAUACUUGGCUAUGGCGAAAGGUGGCCUUGUCGAGGACCAUGUAUUGAUUCUGCCGGUAGAGCACCAUCAAUCUACUGCAGAAGCCCCACAGGAUGUGCUUGAUGAAAUUGAAAAGUUCAAAUCGGCUAUCAAGAAAGCGUGUUCCAAGCAGAAAAAAGCAGUAGUGUUUUACGAACGAAACUACAAAACUUCACAUAUGCAAAUACAAGCCAUACCUAUUCCAGAAAACGCAACAAAAGAGCUACGUGAGAUAUUCCAAGAGUCUGCUGAAGCUGAAGGAUUUGAGCUGGAUGAACUUCCAGAGCAUGCAAAGCUAGAUCAAGUGGCCGGCCCUAGAGCUCCAUAUUUUUAUGUCCAACUUCCAAACGGAGAUAAACUUUUCCACAGAAUUAAAAAAAGCUUUUCUCUGAAUUUUGGCAGGGAAGUUUUGGCUAGUGGACCCAUUCUGGAUAGGGAACACAUGGCUGAUUGGAAGGAUGUAAAGCAAGACAAAGUAGAAGAAGUUGCACUUGUAAAACGAUUCAGGGAAGCAUUCCAACCAUAUGAUUUUACACUGGUGGAAUGAUCAAGUACAGUAUUGCAAUCUUUGUAACAAACUUCAAACAAUCUCUAAAUGAAUUUAAAAAUAAACCUGGUUCAGUGUUCUCUA